This is a messenger RNA of Candoia aspera, 846 nucleotides long. RefSeq names its product cerebellin 1 precursor (gene CBLN1). Gene Ontology annotation, molecular function: protein binding. The record is from RefSeq and is a predicted model, not a curated record. The coding region runs from base 259 to 831 and encodes 190 amino acids. NCBI's taxonomy places the organism in Eukaryota, Metazoa, Chordata, Lepidosauria, Squamata, Candoiidae. Gene Ontology annotation, biological process: maintenance of synapse structure. The transcript is spliced from 3 exons. Gene Ontology annotation, cellular component: glutamatergic synapse; synaptic cleft.
CUGCGCCUUGCCAGGGGCCGCCGGCGGUACCGCUGCUCUCCGCACCUCGAGGGGCGUCUCGGGCGGUGCUGGCGGACUAGAGGGAGGCGCGGGGCAGCGCGGGAGCGGAGCCCGAGCCAGGAAGGGCAGCGGGAGCAGCGGGGCUCGGCGAGCCGCCCGUCCGUCCGCCCCCCCGCCCGCGCCUUCGGAGCAGCCUCCCGGCCGCCGGACGAGCGAGCAGCAAGGCAAAGGGGGCGUCGGAAGCGCGGCGGCGGCGCGAUGCUGGCCCUGGAGCUGCUGAGCCUGGCUUGGCUAGCCGGGGCGGUGCUGGGCCAGAACGAGACGGAGCCCAUCAUCCUGGAGGGCAAGUGCCUGGUGGUGUGUGACUCCAACCCGGCCUCCGAUCCGACCGGCACGGCGCUGGGCAUCUCGGUGCGGUCGGGCAGCGCCAAGGUGGCCUUCUCCGCCAUUCGCAGCACCAACCACGAGCCGUCGGAGAUGAGCAACCGUACCAUGAUCAUUUACUUCGACCAGGUGCUGGUCAACAUUGGGCUCAACUUUGACUCCGAACGCAGCACUUUCAUUGCUCCCCGGAAGGGCAUCUACAGCUUUAAUUUCCACGUGGUGAAGGUGUACAACAGGCAGACCAUCCAGGUGAGCUUAAUGCUCAACGGGUGGCCGGUGAUUUCAGCGUUUGCUGGGGACCAAGAUGUCACACGAGAAGCUGCCAGCAACGGGGUCCUGAUCCAGAUGGAGAAAGGAGACCGCGCCUAUUUAAAACUGGAGAGAGGAAACUUGAUGGGGGGCUGGAAAUACUCCACUUUCUCAGGAUUUCUAGUUUUUCCUCUUUAAAUGACUCGCUGACUG